Molecule: messenger RNA, 1252 nt
Organism: Chondrus crispus (carragheen)
Lineage: Eukaryota; Rhodophyta; Florideophyceae; Gigartinales; Gigartinaceae
Exons: 2
Coding region: 1-1023 (340 amino acids)
Molecular function (GO): protein binding
Source: RefSeq, a predicted model, not a curated record
AUGCCCGACAACGCCACUAACCCGCACCAACCACCUCGCCCAAUGAUCCAGCAUCUCCCCGAGGACGUGCAAACCUCCCUCCUCUCCCUCAUGUCGCAAGCCGACAUCGCGCAUCUCGCCACGUCGUGCACGACCUUCCACUCGCUCGCCUCACCCCUACUCUUCCGCCAGUUCCGCUGCGUCACCUGCCGCGCCCCGCUCUUCCAGCCGAGCGAGCUCUCCCUCCAAGACCACCCGACGCGCGGCCGCAAGGCCACCUUCGGGCCCUCUUCGCGCCUUCCCCGCCGCGCCUUCUUCCAGCUCCGCGACCACCCCCCGGCCACCCCCGCGGACCGAGGCAUGGUCCUCGACGCCCGGAGAGGCGCCGCCAAUUUCCACGUCCUGCGCCACCUCGCGCAAACCGUCUAUCGAAACGAGCGCUUCCCGCUCCCACAGGAGCUGCAGGCCGUCCGCGCUCUGCGAUGCGCCAAGUGCGAGGUCUUCGUUGGCUUCAGAUUGGAAGACCCCUCGGGCACCGACAACACUCACGACUUUGUCCAUCACGACUUCGUCGAGCUCGUCGAUGGGCAGGACCGCAUCGUCACCCUCUCUGGCCAAGUGUUGCCAGAACCGGAAGGCACUGUGCGAUGCGCGCAGGAGGGCUGCCGAAGAGUCUUGUUUCAGCGCGACGACGUGCUGCCGUGGAGCCAUGUACUCUCGUCGUCGAGGUUAACAGACAUGGACGCAUAUCUCGAAUGGGACCAUUCAUGGGCGGGCUCGGCUACGGAGAGUCAGCCGGCCUUCUUUGUGAAGAGGCUCAGGUCGGCGGCUGGCGUCAUGAGAAACGUCAGGCCGGAGCGACUGAGACAAGGGCAGAUGGAGGUUGGCGAUGUGCAUUGCGCAGGGUGCGACGCGCAGAUCGGCUGGAAGUUUGUCGCAGAAUUACCGGAGGAGGAGACUGAAUUGCUGCAUAACUAUGAUCAGGUUGGCCGGUAUGGUAUCAUCAGAAACUCUGUCGCGCCGGCAGAGCCGCGCUUGAUUUGAAGAUUGCAUUCGUAGAUUUAGCUGAAUGACGCCGUGGUGCGAACGGUUUGCCGAAAGGUCAAUGUCCUUGAAGUGUUGUGGGGCAUACAGUACAAUAUUGCAGAGAUUCCUGGUGUAAUUUAAUAAUCUGCAAACCUGUGAAUUCUGAAGGUAGUAGAUAUGUUUAAAGGUUCGCACAAGUCCUCGUGACAAACAUAAAGAGGACUCUGGCGAACGUUUUGCCUUCAAA